Molecule: messenger RNA, 2928 nt
Organism: Auxenochlorella protothecoides
Lineage: Eukaryota; Viridiplantae; Chlorophyta; Trebouxiophyceae; Chlorellales; Chlorellaceae
Exons: 9
Coding region: 1-2928 (975 amino acids)
Cellular component (GO): nucleus
Molecular function (GO): protein binding
Source: RefSeq, a predicted model, not a curated record
AUGCUCCUGGUGGCUCGCAGACUGCUGGGCUCGAGCGUGGUAAACCAUGCAGUCCUCGCACAGCUGAAUGGGGGGCCCGCUGGCGCCAGCACCCUCGUGGGAGCCACGGACACAUCCCUGGUUGUCAUCUCGCUGGCCACCUCCGGAUCCAGCGCCGUGCUCUGCCAGCAGCACCUGCCCUUCGUGGUCCUGGGGCUGCAGGCCACCCCCAUGGGCCACACUCAGGAUGCCAUCUGCAUGCUGGCCGACGCGGGGUUUGUUGAGAUCAUGGCGUACGAUGCGGAAGCAAACAGGCUGGUCACCCUGGUCCGCCACGCGCUGGCGGGCCCCACCCUGAACCCCUGGGUCCACCUGGCCGCGGCCCGAGGGCGGGGCGUGGUCGCCGUGGCGAGUGUCACGCAGCAGAUCGCCGUGCUGGCGCUGACGGGGCCGGGGAGCGGCGUCGGCGGCGACUGGGCCCUGCAGCCCCUGGCGUGGGGCGGGAUGGGCGUGGACGACGUCAUCGCCGGCCUCGCCCUGACUGGUGCGGCGGAGCCGGGCAAUGGGCUGGACGCGGAGUGGUUUGCGCAGGACGCCUGGAUCUGGGGCCUGCACCCGGGCCCACCCUCCCGCCCGCACACCCUCCUCCUGCGCUAUGAGAGCUGCGCCAUGCUCUGCGCGCCGCGGCGGGGCCAACGGGCCGCCGUGCUGGCCCACUACCGCCCCUACUGGGCCGGCGGGACGCGGCUGUGGGGUCACGCGGCGGUGGCCGGGCUGGCGUGGCAGCCGGGCGGGGAGGCGCUGUACCUCGCCAGCUUCGACGGCCGCCUGUCGCUGGCCGGCGGCCCGGCGGCGAGCGUGGCGCCCGCGUGCGACGGCGCUGUGCCCGUGUUCACCGGCAGGCCCAAGCGCGUCGACGCGGAGGUGCCCGGCGAGGUGCAUGCGCUGCUCCUGCCGGCGGCAGAGGGCCCCUUCGUCUGGCUCGCCUCGGGGGGAGGGGUGGUGGUGGCCGCCAACCGCACCGACCGACCCCUCAUCCCCGGCGGACUGGGGCCCGUGGCCGGCGCCAGCCUGGGCCUGGAGGAGGGCCGGCCCCUGCUCUGGGCGGUGGGCCAGGCGGCGACGGAGGGCCCGCUGGCCCACGUGACACAGGUCCGCGUCGCGGAGAGCGCGGCGCCUGGCGCUGGCGGCGAUGAGAACGGCCGGCCGCCAUGGGUCCUCAACGGGGCGUGGCCCUACCCCACCGGCGACGCGCGCGAGCGGGUCGUCCUCUCCUUCGGGGCUGGGACCUGCGUCAAGCUCCUCACCGGGGAGGGCGAGCUGGAGGACGCUUCGCAGGGCCUGGCCUUUGACGCGGACGCCCCGACCCUGGCCUUUGGGGCCUUGCCCGGGCUUUGGCCCGUCCAGGUCACCGCCUCGGCCGUGCUGGCGGUGCUGUCGAGGCUGGUGGAGGCCCGGGCCCUGCACGACGCCGGGCGCCGGGCGCUGGUGCUGGGGGGCUGGGACCCGCGGACCACGGGAGCCGCCCUCCAGGCGUUGUCGCCGGAAGCAGGGGAGGAGCUGGCCACAUGGCACGGCUUUGACCCGGGGGAGAAGGUCGUGGCGGUGUGCGACUGGGCCACGGGCGUCUCGCCCCACGAGGGCGAGGCGCCGGGGGCUCCUGCGCAGCACCGGCCCUGGCACGAGCCCAGAGACGGCCCCGGCUCGCUGCGCUCCCACCCCAUCCUGCUGUCGCCACGCGGGCCGCACGCCGAGUCCCCGCCGCCCAGCGGCGCUUUCGCGGUGGUGACGGCCAGCGCGGCGGAGCUGCCGGAGACCCAGGAGUUCAAGCGCCGCGGCAGCGUGCGCCUGAUGGCCCUGGACGCGGAGGCCGGCGCCUUCCGGGUGCUGGCCCAGGUCCUGCUCCCGCAGCGGCCCACCGCCGCGGCGGUCAUGCGCGAGGAGGGGUGGGCGGCGGGGCCCUGCCUGGUGCUGGGCCUGGGCCGGCGGCUGGCCUGCUGGGGGCUGAGGGCCGGCGACCUCUGCCUCCUGCACUCGCUGUGCCUGUCCAACCGCAUCGACAGCCUGCAGGCGGAGGGGCGGCACGUGCUGGCGGGGGAUGUGCGGGGCGGCCUGACGCUGCUGAGGUGGCGCGACGAGGGCGGGCGCGGCGCCUUCCACGCCGUGGCCGCCGAGGGCCUGCGGCGCCACAUCAGCGCUGCGGUCUUCCUGACCCAUGCCGGCGCCGGGCCGGCGCCGGGAGGGGCCGUGCUCGCGACCGGCGACGCCGACGGCGUGCUCUCCUUGCUGCGCAUCACGCGCGACGGCGACGGCAGCAGCCGCUUGCAGCGGCUGGGGGAGCACCGCGUGGGAGAGCCGGUGGUGCGCCUGCUGGCGCUGCCGGUUCGGCACAGCACGGAUGCGGCCUGGGGCGGCACGGCAGCGCCGGCACUGCUGGCGGUGACCUCGCGCGGGACGGUGCUCGGCUUGACCCCGGCGGGGGACGUGGUGCACCGGCGCACUCUGGAGCGGGUGCACGCCCGGCUGCUGGCGCGGGCGGGGGUGGAGGCCCGUGUGCGGCGGUCUUUAGAGUACGAUCCCCCCGCCCCUGCGUGCGAGGAGGCGGGGUCGGCCGCGUGCGAGGAGUUGGGGCCGGCCGCGGAGGUGGGGCCGGCCGCGGAGGUGGGGCCGGCCGCGGAGGUGGACGCUGCCGGCAAGACGGCCGGCUACGACUCACCAGAGGCUACUCCCAUGGGGAGCUGCGGGGACGCGGCUCCUGAGCCGGCCGCCCCAGCACCCGACGGCGCAUGGGCGGUGGUGGAUGGGGACCUCAUGCUGGCGGCCCUGCACGCCCCCGCGCCAGACCUGGAGGCGCUGGCGGGCGAGGCUGGUGUGGCGUCGGCAUUUCUGCUUUCCAGCAUCCUGAGCGCCGCCGUGCAGGACGGGGGAGUGGAGCUGAGCCUGGCCUAG